UGCUUAUAUUUCUUUUAACUCAUUACAUUUUACUUACUUCACUUCCCAAUCCACAAUAUUAUCAACUCAUUCGGACUUCUCUUUACAAAAUGACUGACUGGCCAAACUUGGAGCACGACUCGUGCAUCACUAACUCUUCUUCUUCUUCAUCUUCAUCAUCAUCGUCCUCCUCGUCUUCUGGAUUCUCUCAACCAAACCCACAUACUAAGAAACCCGACCCGAUAUCAGGCCCGAAAACUACUACCAAACAGAACAAACGACCGAGGGACACUAAUAGUAAGCAUCCAGUGUUCAGAGGGGUCCGAAUGCGGACAUGGGGCAAAUGGGUAUCCGAGAUCCGAGAACCCAGAAAGAAGAACCGGAUCUGGCUUGGUACUUUCUCCACUCCUGAAAUGGCGGCACGUGCGCAUGACGUGGCAGCAUUGAGCAUCAAAGGCACCUCCGCCAUUCUCAACUUCCCCGAACUUGCCGGGUCCCUGCCCCGACCCGCCUCCAACUCUCCCCGCGACGUCCAAGCCGCUGCCGCCAAGGCAGCUUCAAUGGAAGUGUUCAAUACUCAGCAACAACAGUCGUCAAUGUCACCGUCAACAACAACAACGUCAACGUCAACGUCAACGUCAUCAUCGUCAGUACUGGAAGCAAGUGACGUGUCCACCCCGGAAGAGCUGAGUGAGAUAGUGGAGUUACCGAGUCUAGGAACGAGUUACGAGUCGAGUGAAUGUGGGAACGAGUUGGUUUUUGUUGACUCGUGGUACGAUUACCAUUAUUAUUACGAAGAAGGUUAUUGUGGAGGAGAGUAUUUUAAUGAUCAGAUGUUAUCAAUGCAAGAUAGUGUGAUUACAACUGGGUUUGAAGCUUUAUUGUGGGAACAUUAAAUAUUAAUGUGCAGAUUUCGGUGUGUUCACUUUACCUCACUGUUAAUUUUGGAUCAGGAGUUUUCUUUUUUCCUUUUUUUUUUUUUUUUUUUUGGUGUUUGGUUUCCGUUUGAUGUAAGCCCUUUUACAAUCUUUUUUUUUUCUUAAAAGAUUUCAAAGGGCAAAAGGUUAUCUUUUCUUAAGUUACUAGUUACUGGGUCUGCAGUUGCGGAUUAGUGUGGUUUCUUUGGUUAGUGUAUACGUAACAGCUAUUAAUUGAAAUAAGAUAAAUGCAAUAUGCGACUGUCUUCUUCCACUUUGGCGUUACUUGAUUCCCCUUGAAGAUCAAUGUUCAAUAGUCAAAUUCUGAAUGCGUUAAAGACAUUGGAUUACCAGAAUAUAUAAGAGCCUGGAGAUGAGAUGAUAGUGUUGUUAUACAGGGGUGAGAUAUUAAUUACGGUUAGACUUUAGGUGGAAGUUAAUUGUUUGGGUAUUUAUUUCCUGUCAAAUGAAAGUGUAAUACAGUAGUUGUUG
Messenger RNA from Pistacia vera, 1388 nucleotides. RefSeq names its product ethylene-responsive transcription factor TINY-like. The coding region runs from base 90 to 875 and encodes 261 amino acids. The transcript has a single exon. Gene Ontology annotation, biological process: regulation of DNA-templated transcription. The record is from RefSeq and is a predicted model, not a curated record. Lineage: Eukaryota; Viridiplantae; Streptophyta; Magnoliopsida; Sapindales; Anacardiaceae. Gene Ontology annotation, molecular function: DNA-binding transcription factor activity; DNA binding.